Messenger RNA from Lodderomyces orthopsilosis Co 90-125, 2364 nucleotides. RefSeq names its product MutS family protein. Gene Ontology annotation, biological process: mismatch repair; reciprocal meiotic recombination. Bases 1 to 2364 code for a protein of 787 amino acids. The transcript has a single exon. The record is from RefSeq and is a predicted model, not a curated record. Gene Ontology annotation, molecular function: ATP binding; ATP-dependent DNA damage sensor activity; mismatched DNA binding. Gene Ontology annotation, cellular component: nucleus. Lineage: Eukaryota; Fungi; Ascomycota; Pichiomycetes; Serinales; Debaryomycetaceae.
AUGCCCUUAACGAACAGCCAGUAUGGGUUCAUCACUACUGCUCGUGGGUCAACACGCUACAACACUUUAAAGGCCGAUAACAAACGAGAGGUGGUCAUGGCAAUCAACAAGCUGAAGUCGGAACAAAUGGAUGUGGGGAUAGCAAUCCUUGAUUUUGAUACAUUUGAACUUUCAUUGAUGGAGUUUUGCGAUACCCUGUUGUUUUUCAAAACUAUGAACCAAAUCGAUAUUCACCAACCCACUAUUGUUAUCUCUCCUGAUGGACCAAAUAUGCAAUUUGAGAAAUUGAAAUACGUUCUUGCAUCUAACCUUGAUGAAACAGUUGAGCAAAGAUUAGCAAGGGCGAGAAUGUUUGAAGUCGCUAAUGGGGUUGAAUGUCUCAAGUCUCAUCUGCGUAUGCAAGAUUCAGAGUUACUAGCUCUACUAAAAGAUCGCGGAUUAUCAAUUGGUGCGGCCAGUGCGCUAUUCACAUGCUGUUUAGAAUCGAAAUUGCUCAAACCAUCCAAUAGGGUUAGAAUAAGUUUUGUUCAGAAUGAUAAAUUUAUGUUAAUUGAUUCUUGUACAAUUAGAGACUUGGAGCUUGUCUCCAGUCUCAAUGGUAAUGGGACAACCCUAUUUUCAUUUUUGAAUAAAUGUACAACAAAAAUGGGGCAACGGUUAUUACGAACCUCCAUAAUCCAGCCAUUAAUGAAUGUCGACAGUAUAAAAUUGAGAUUGAAAUCGGUCACAGAGUUGCUUUCCCAAGAAAACCCCUUGUUAGCAAUCAAGAAUGUAUUGAAAAAUUUUCCUGAUUUGGAUAGAUUAUUUGCGAGCUUUUUGAAUCCAGAGUCAAUUAUAGGUCAGGAGCAGAUGAUUAAUAAUAUCCUUUCAUUAAAGUCCACCUUAUUGUUGUGCGGAGAGCUACUCAAUUGCUUAGAGAAAACUGAAUCACCUUUGUUUGUUCAAGUAAAGGAAAUUUUGACCCACGAAAACAUAGAAUCUGCACUUGUAUUGAUAGACAAGUUCAUAAACAAAGAUUGUCGACUGGCUAGGAGAAGCAUCGAUGUAGCGCACCAGAGAGCCAAUGCAGUAAAGUCAGGUAUCAAUGGUUUGCUUGAUGUUUCACGCAGUGUAAGAGAAACAAUCUUAGAACAAGUUAGCGAGUAUGUUCAAAAAAUCUCAUUGGAGAAUAGUGCUGUAGUUGAAUACAGAUAUGAUAAAUCGAGGGGAUUCUUUUUGAAAAUAAAGGGCACCGCGUUUGACAAUCCAGAUUUUAUCAACAUCAUAGAGAAGAAAAACGGGUUUGAAUGUACAACCAUUGACUUAUUAAAACAGAGUUCUAGGUUGGGCGAAAUCAUAGCCGAAAUCAACACUAUAAGCAGUAUCAUCAUUCUGGAAUUGUAUGAGCAGAGUUGUGAGAAUACACCUAUAUUUUUCAUGAUUUCCGAAGCGAUUGCUACAGUGGACUUGUUGUGCAGCUAUGCCAAUUUCGUUAGCUCACAAACCAAAUCGUACGUUUGCCCCGAAUUUGGCCAAUACAUACAUGUUCGGCUAUCUAGGCAUCCCAUACUUGAAAAGUUUAUUAAUGAUUUUGUUCCUAAUGACUAUUCAUGUGUUCCUGAGAUAUCAAGGUUUCAAAUCAUAACCGGUGCCAAUAUGAGUGGGAAAUCUGUUUAUUUGAAGCAGAUUGCAUAUAUUUUGAUUAUGUCGCAAAUGGGACUUUACGUACCAGCUGAUUACGCUACGAUAAAAGUCCACAAGAGUAUCCUUUCUAGGAUCUCAACCGACACUACUGACUUGACUGUAUCCUCUUUUUCAAAUGAAAUGACAGAAAUUUGUAGAAUUUUGAAAAAUACAGAGCAAGGGAGUUUCAUAAUCAUAGAUGAGUUGGGAAGGGGAUCCAGCUUAAGGGACGGAUUCGCUAUCUGUCUUGCUAUUCUUGAGCAUCUCACCACAACUCAUGCUUCGGUGUUUGCGACAACCCAUUUUAAAGAAAUUGCCGAGAUUUUAGGAAGUAAGUCGUGUGUUUUGGCAUCACAUAUGAAAACUAUCGAGACUAAUGGAAAGUUGGAAUCCAAGUUCAAGUUGGAGCUGGGGAAACUCGAAAUUGAGUGUUAUGGUAUUAAAUACGCCGAAUCGUCUCAAAUGUUACCAAAAGAGUUUUUAGCAGAAUCGAAAUCAAUUGCUGAUAUUUUGAAGCUGCAAGUCUUAGAGCCCAAUGAUCCACAUUCUAAGCUUGUUUCCAAACGUAGAAAGUUGGUUUUGGAGCUUUACUUUGCUUUGAAUCAAAUGCGGGUCUUGGAUUGUAACACAUUGUACAAGCUAGAUUUAUUGCGAACUUUACAAACAAAGUUUGUGGAGGAGAUUAAUGAUGUCUCCAUUUGA